AUGAUCCUUUCCAGUGCGGCCAUUGUGGCAGUCAUUGGUCUCAGCAGCAGCAACACCAUCAUCCCUAGUGCAAACGCCUUUGUAUUAUUGCCAAGACAACAACAGCAGCAACAACAACAGCAACCACCAUCUCGCCUUGUGAGAACUACUACUACAUUUCUUGCGGCACCUGACGACACUAUUACUUCUGUCGUUGAGACCAAUAGUAACAAUAAGUCGAACAAUACGAAGAAGUCUGAUUUCUCGGAUCCACUUCGUCCUGUCGUGAAUGGUGAAACCUUGUUGAUUCCCUUUUCGGAGAACGAAGUGGAUCUUGGAAAUGGUGAAACCAACAACGGACCCUUUAGUUGGAUCGCACCGUAUAUGAAACUUGGCGGAUACGAGCCUGGUGCCAAACUCGUGGGAGGAAUCGCCACCAAGAUCAAUCCGGAUGCUGACGACUAUGAAUUCAAGGAUGAAAUUUAUUCCAAGGAAGUCCAAGAAGAACGAAUCGCGGCGGCGACGGAAGAAGUUGUCAAUAUUUCACCUGAAGAGCGCCAACGAAGAAGAGACAUUGCGUAUGCUUGCUACAUUGCAACGGCAUUCUAUGCCUUUGUUUCGUCGAACAUUCUAAUUGAUGAUUUCACGCCUUCCAUUGCCGAUCACCUUUGGAGGUUGGCCAUUUUUGUGCCACUCUCGACUGGAUAUGGAUUGCAACUCAGCGCCGAUCGAGGACUGUGA
Messenger RNA from Cylindrotheca closterium, 720 nucleotides. The record is from the annotation of a GenBank genome assembly. NCBI's taxonomy places the organism in Eukaryota, Bacillariophyta, Bacillariophyceae, Bacillariales, Bacillariaceae.